GUCACCUUGUCAUCUGAUUCAGAAAAUGAGAGUGAUAGUGACUGCUUUGAAGAUAUUUUGAGGUCUGGAUUAUUUUAUCUUCAGAAUAGCUUCUGCUAUUGGCCAAAGCCAAAUCCUACCCACUCCAGAAUCCGGAGAGCUGAGAUUCCUGACAAAGAAGUCUGGGAUAGGCUGCCAAUUCGGGUUUUCAGGAAAACAUUGACUGAAGACUUUGACAAGGCCCUUCAAUAUGAAAAACAAGCUGAAAUGUUUUCGAGCCCAGAGGAAGAAGAAAUGUCAACCAAAUGGAGCCACAUCACCCCUGAACGUUAUAGAAACGAUGAGGAAGAUGUGUUUGAUGCUGACGACGAAGAGGAAAUUCGGCCAAAAAAGAAGAAAUUACAGAUCCUCAUCCAGGCACCCCCACUGCCAGUGCUCCCACCAUUGAACUUUCCAAACUCCAGCGAGUACCAGACCACUUCAGCCAGUACCAGCCAAUACUACACCAGUCCAAGGCAUCCAGGCCGACCUCACAGCCCAGCGAGAAGCAGCACUUACAGGCUCAGUCCAGACAGGAAUCAUGCAUCCAGCUCAAGCCAGUACCAAACCACUCCAGCCAGUACGAGUCAGUACCAGACCACUCCAAGAAGCAGCAGGAAUGCCCUUGAAAGUGAACUUUUCCAGUUAAACAUGAAAGUUCAAAAAAUAGUUGAGAAGCAGGGAGAACUGAUGCGCAUGCUGAGAGGGCUGGCAGCACAGUCUGUGGGGCCAGAAGCUGUGGAUGUUCAAGAUCUCAUUGAGAAGCCUUUCGAGACUCUUGAGCAGCUUAAGACCUUCUGUGAACAGCUCGACACUGAUCUUCUGCUCAGAAAGCAGCUGGUGAAAGCUCUUACUGCUCUUGGUGGGCAGAAUUUGGCAGACACGGUGAGGACAAUGCUGAGGAAAAUUGCCACAAACAAAGUCCUGGAGCAGCUUGGUCUCCGUGGAAAGACAGGCAAAGUGGCGUUUGAGGACUUGCCCUUUUACAGAAUAAUAAUAAAGGCAUGCAGGGGUGUUCACAAACAGACGACCACAGCUGAAGUAGAUUGUGAGCUUGGAGAGGUCCUGAAACUGGCCACUUUUCGAAAGGGAGGUUCAAAGUUUGAGGAGAAGAGGAGGAAUUAAGAGGAAGUGACGGCGAAGAAGGGCAAAGGGAAGUGUACAAAGGGAAGGGACAGUGAGAUGAGUGACCAGGAAGUGAAGAAGAAGAAAACAGGGAAAGGGAAAAGAACCAAGCAAACGCUAGUGAGACCAGUGAGCAUUGAGCAGGUAAACAAGGAGUAAAUGAUGCCAUGUUUUAAUUGAAUUCAAUUCAUCUGUUCUGCCACGGUUAUUAAGAUGACUUUAUUUAGUGUGUGUUUAUUUCCGAGUCAUUUCAGUUGGUUCUGUUAAGUGAGCUGUACCUUUAAGAAACACGCAGAUAGGUCACGUGUUUAGACUCCGGAAGUAUUUCAGACAGGUGCGCACAACUCCGCCUCAUUCCUCGUGUUUCUCAGCAAACUAUCACAUCUUAUGCUGUUCGUGGCAUCGUUGUUUCACCCUUGCAAUUGUCAAUAAACCUGGCCUCCAUCAGUCAACCUGGUGUUCAGAGUUUUGAUGAGCGGAAGGUGUUGAACUUACUGCCUUCGUGUACAAGUGUGCUUAAGGAAGGCAGGAUACCAUCUACAUUCCAGUGCUGUCUUUGUUGUAUUUGUGAAUAUCUAUAAUUAUUUACUUCCAGGAAGAGAACCAACAAGAAGGGGCAGGAGUACACUGACGCGCACGACCAAGACCACAGCAUUCCAUUUCUAUUCCAUCCAUCUUCUUCCGCUUAUCCGAGGUCGGGUCGCGGGGGCAGCAGCCUAAGCAGGGAAGCCCAGACUUCCCUCUCCCCAGCCACUUCGUCCAGCUCUUCCUGUGGGACCCCGAGGCGUUCCCAGGCCAGCCGGGAGACAUAGUCUUCCCAACGUGUCCUGGGUCUUCCCCGCGGCCUCCUACCGGUCGGACGUGCCCUAAACACCUCCCUAGGGAGGCGUUCAGGUGGCAUCCUAUAUAAAUCCAAGUUAUUAUUAUUAUUAUUAUCCUGACCAGAUGUAUUAUAAUUAUCACUAAUAAAGAAUUAUUGUUGAAUUUUCUGUUUGAGUGUCAGUCCUGACAAUAUAGCACAAAAACAGACGAAAAUAGCAUGUUCCUAAACAGUUCCCUAAACGUUCUUGCCAAACGUUCAUGGCUAACGUUCUGCUAACCAAGCAAGAACUCCACAACCUCACGUUCUUUGAACGUUACAAACUAACGUUCCCAUAACAAUGCCACUACGU
Molecule: messenger RNA, 2315 nt
Organism: Nerophis lumbriciformis (worm pipefish)
Lineage: Eukaryota; Metazoa; Chordata; Actinopteri; Syngnathiformes; Syngnathidae
Source: RefSeq, a predicted model, not a curated record